Molecule: messenger RNA, 525 nt
Organism: Eruca vesicaria subsp. sativa (arugula)
Lineage: Eukaryota; Viridiplantae; Streptophyta; Magnoliopsida; Brassicales; Brassicaceae
Source: the annotation of a GenBank genome assembly
AUGUUACUUGUUCUAGUCAAGGCAAUAGUAGAUCAUGGGAGUGAUUUCAAUGCUGCUAUGAAAAGCUUGUGCCCUUUGGUUUCUGCUGAGGAAAGUCGCUCUCAUGAUGAUGUCCUUGCUACGGCUCUAGAUAAUCUCCCGACAAGCAAGCGUUCUGGAGGCUUUAGAGAAGGUGUUAAGUGUACGGCUCUUGAUGAAGCACGCCAAAAACUCCAAGCGGAGACUGUCGCAGUGCAGCAACAAGUAGAAUCACUAAUCAAGGACAACGCAUUGCUGAAACGUGCUGUUGCAAUCCAGCAUGAGCGGCACAAUGCAUUGGAAGAUGCGAAGCAACAACUAGAGCUUUUGAAGCAACUGAUUCCUCAGUACCAGGAAAAGUUGAGAAAUCUUAAGGUGAACAAACUACGCCUUAAAUUUGCGUAUUCAACAAGUGGAACACGGAAAUUCUAUGCCGGAAAGAUUCAAUCCGGAUGUCGUUUAAAGCUGGAAUUUGGGAAGAGAAAAGACAACCAAUCUCAUCAAUAA